AUCAAAAACCAUUUCCUCGACAUUCAGUCAAACAAAUGGUGUUUCGGCGGCGUACUCAACAGAGCCAUUACCAUCUCGAAGACUAUAGGGGCUACCAUCAUAAAAUGGAUAAACAGUCACUCAAUAGUGCGCACUACCUUGCGCAUUGUCAUGUCGAUCAUAGAGAAAGCUGUGAAGAGUCUCUGUUCGUACUUCAUGUACAUCUGUUCAUCAAAAACGGAUAAAUCCUGGGGUGGUUGGUUCGUUGACUGCCAGGAUUGUCACAACAGGCCCAAAAAUGGCAUGUUCGAAAACGAUAUGAACAACGCACUUGCCCAAGGGAUGAGCAUGGGCAUUAAAAUGACCGGCAGCUCGUCCACGAGACUUACUUCAUCGUUGAAUUCAAUUGAGAAUGGUAAACUAGAAGCUGUACCAUUGAAAUUGGACUUAUCUCGGAGACAGGGAUCCACUCCAACUGAACACCACGAUUCAUCGGCGAGACAAGAGGUACCUUCCACGGACAACAAAAAUGUGGUGCCUCCUAGGCAAGAAGAAGAACAUCCAUCAAAUAAUAUCAAAGAUCCCGCAUCUGCGGCAAAAGGAAAGUCCGAACAGGAAGAUUACGCGAACGAGGGCGAAGAUAACGAUGGUGCCUUAACCAGAUACGGUGGAAAGGACCCGUCGUGCGAACCGCCGAUUCCUAUUUGUCCUAUUGGAACGACCAGGGAGUAUAACAUGCCAGACCCAGCCGACUGCAGAUACUACUACGUGUGCACCCCUAACGGAAUGUUCAAGCGCAUGUGCCCUCUCGGUUACAACUUGAGUCCAGUUCACCUGGUGUGCAUGCCGGUUGCCGACGCGGGAUGUGCCCAAUGGAUACCGCCUCCGCACUGCAUUUACAAAGCAAGUCACUGACCGCAGAAACAUGGCUGAACGAGAAACGGACUUACCGAAUUUAUUGAAAUGUAUCAUUAAAAGGCAAUAAAUUAUAAAAACAA
This is a messenger RNA of Bombyx mori (domestic silkworm), 977 nucleotides long. RefSeq lists its product as uncharacterized. Bases 151 to 894 code for a protein of 247 amino acids. The record is from RefSeq and is a predicted model, not a curated record. Lineage: Eukaryota; Metazoa; Arthropoda; Insecta; Lepidoptera; Bombycidae. Gene Ontology annotation, cellular component: extracellular region. The transcript has 3 exons. Gene Ontology annotation, molecular function: chitin binding.